Messenger RNA from Arvicanthis niloticus (Nile rat), 1089 nucleotides. Its product is annotated as polyadenylate-binding protein 1-like 2. Gene Ontology annotation, molecular function: RNA binding. Lineage: Eukaryota; Metazoa; Chordata; Mammalia; Rodentia; Muridae. The record is from RefSeq and is a predicted model, not a curated record.
GAGGCGGUGGCGGAGGCCUCCGUGGCGGAGGCGGAAGCAGAGGUGGAGGCUGAGGUGGAGGCCGAGGCCAGCCUGGGGGAGGCGGCGGCGGCGGCCAGGGCCGGGGAGAAGGCAGAGGCCGGCGGCGCGGCCGCGGCCACGGCCGCGGCGGUGGCAGCCACCGAGGCCAGCCUGGCGGAGGCCAGCCUUGAGGAGGCCAGCCUGGCGGAGGCUGCCGCGUCGCCUUCCUCCUACGGGAGGGUGGAUAUGGACGAAGAGCUGGCGGCGGCCUUGGCUGCAGAAGAGGAAGAGGCGGCGGCCGGGGGCUCGGACGAUGGGAACCCAGACUUUCCCACGGCCUCCCUGUACGUGGGCGACCUGCACCCCGAGGUAACCGAGUCCAUGCUGUAUGAGAAGUUCAGCCCUGCCGGGCCCAUCCUGUCCAUCCGCAUCUGCAGGGACAAGGUCCCCCGGCGCUCUCUGGGCUACGCAUAUGUCAACUACCAGCAACCGGUGGAUGCCAAGCGGGCCCUGGAGACCAUGAACUUUGACGUUAUAAAUGGCAGGCCAGUGCGCAUCAUGUGGUCCCAGAGGGACCCGUCGCUCCGCAAGAGCGGGGUGGGCAACGUCUUCAUCAAGAACCUGGGCAAGACCAUCGACAACAAGGCGCUGUACAACAUCUUCUCGGCCUUCGGCAACAUCCUGUCCUGCAAGGUGGCCUGUGACGAAAAGGGGCCCAAGGGCUACGGGUUCGUGCACUUCCAGAAGCAGGAGUCGGCCGAGCGGGCCAUAGAUGCGCUGAAUGGCAUGUUCCUCAACUACCGCAAGAUUUUCGUCGGGAGAUUCAAGUCUCACAAGGAGAGAGAGGCUGAAAGGGGAGCCUGGGCCCGCCAGUCCACCAGCGCUGUUCAAGAUUUCGACGACGACUCCGAUGACGAGGCCACCUUUCGAUGAAGACAUCCCAGGACCCAGCCAGUAGAGCCAAACCGUGGCUCCCACCCCGUUUACAACCCCCACCCCCCAACCCACCAGCAGUGUAUUGUAUUGGGAGUGCAGGUUUCUCUCUUCCCCCUCCUUCUCCUCUUCCCCCUCCCUCUCUCCCUCUCCCCC